Molecule: messenger RNA, 732 nt
Organism: Auxenochlorella protothecoides
Lineage: Eukaryota; Viridiplantae; Chlorophyta; Trebouxiophyceae; Chlorellales; Chlorellaceae
Exons: 6
Coding region: 1-732 (243 amino acids)
Source: RefSeq, a predicted model, not a curated record
AUGGGUACCGAACUGGCAACGGCCAAGGCGGACGCCGGGUUUGCACUUUUCUUUGCCCAGGAGCUGCACCUCUUCUUCCAGCACCUGCACCAUGCAGCAGAGACCUUCAAUAUCACCAAGGAGCUGCCCCAGUCCAUCUUCAAAGCGUACAACGACUUUGUUAAGAACGCAAUGGAGGAUCUGAAGCUCAAGGGUCUGGCCAAUGGCAAGGAGCUCUUUGCAUUGGCAGUGGCUGAAUGGAGCAAGCUGAGCGAUGCACAAAAGGCAAAGGUGACGGAAGACUUCAAGGCCAAGGGUUCUGCGGAGCCUGGAUCAUCCUCUGGAUGCUUCCUCGGACUGAAUGCGGGCCGCGCCCCCGCGCACCUGCACCCCCCCACCCGCACCUACCCCUCCCCGCACCUCCUGGCGGCCUCCAACCCUGAGGCGGGCGCGGUGAUGGAGGGGCGCCUGGCGGACGUCCCCGGCGAGGGCCGUCCCCAGGACCUGGUGGUGCGCGUGGAUGCCGGCGGGGCCAGCGUCCUGUCCUCCACCCGCAUCCUGCCGGUGGUGCGCCACGUGGCCACCACCCUGAAUCAGCACUUCCCGGGCCGCCUCUACGUCAUGGAGCUGCACAACCUGCCGCCAUUUGCCACCUGGCUGGUGGUGGCGGUCAGGGGACUCAUGCAUGCCACCACGCGUGACAAGGUGGUGGUGGUGGGGGAGGGCGGACGCCACGCCGCGCCCCCCCCCUGA